This is a messenger RNA of Epithele typhae, 1674 nucleotides long. Its product is annotated as DLIC-domain-containing protein. The transcript has 5 exons. Lineage: Eukaryota; Fungi; Basidiomycota; Agaricomycetes; Polyporales; Epitheliaceae. Gene Ontology annotation, cellular component: cytoplasmic dynein complex; centrosome. Gene Ontology annotation, molecular function: dynein heavy chain binding. The record is from RefSeq and is a predicted model, not a curated record. Gene Ontology annotation, biological process: microtubule-based movement; microtubule cytoskeleton organization. The coding region runs from base 1 to 1674 and encodes 557 amino acids.
AUGGACAACUCACGACCUUCAUCUCCAGACGCGCCUCCCCAAGAUCUCUGGUCGUCCAUCUUGGACUCAGUCUCGUCUUCGCGUUCCAUCCCUUCCAAACAAGUGAUCCUUCUCGGCGAGCCUUCGUCUGGGAAAUCAUCCCUGGUGUCCGCCCUGCUGCAGAAACCCCCACCUGACGAGACUAAGGAGGACCAGCGUACUGAUUUCGCUAUUGGAUACGACUGGGCGGAUGUACGGGACGAUGCAGAUGAAGAUACCCUGGCGCGAUUAUCUAUAUACACUGUGCCAUCCUCUUCCCCGGCGUACACGGCGCUAUUACCUUACUUUGUGCCCCCACGGUCAUCCUUGCCGCACAGUCUUGUGAUGAUCACGCUGGAUUGGACGCGACCUUGGUCAUUUAUAGAGGAACUGGAGACAUGGCUUGUGUGGGUUGAAAAGUGGGUCAAAGGAGAUGGCUCAAGAGAAUUAGACAUCGCUAAGGAAGAUAAUCGUGAACGACUGCAGGUGUACUGGCAGCAUUAUACGGAGCCCAGCGCGGAAGAGAUUCCUGCCACGACCGCUGUUUCCAGCACUGUUUUACCCUUAGGUCCUGGCACUCUUACACACAACUCCGCCGGUGUUCCCGUCGUCGUCGUGUGCACAAAGGCGGACCUCAUUGACGAGGGUAACGACGUCAUCGGCUCAGGGCCUUCCGGUAUGGGUGGCAUGGUCAAAGGGAAAGGCGGAGAGUGGGAAGAGCGCACAGACAGUAUCAUGCAGGUUCUCCGGGCAAUCUGCUUGAAAUAUGGGGCGAGCUUGUUUUACACCACGCCACAACCUGCUACUCUGCAAGUUCUACGACAAUACACUUUGCAUAGCUUGUUCAUACCCCCUGCACCUUCUCCGGCAAUGGCUGGUGAAGUCAGCGCUCCUCCACGCAAUCCCUUCCCCUUCCAACACAAACCCAAUGCACUCGACCGUGACCGGAUUGUCAUUCCGGCCGGCUGGGACAGUUGGGGGAAGAUUGGAAUUCUCCGUGAAGGAUUCGACGCGAAGUUGUGGGGAGAGGCCUGGGAGAAUGACUUGGACGGUGCAGACGAAGACGCUGGUCCCAGAGCAACAUCGCUGUAUGCUGGCCUGGUUCCUGAUCUCAGUCGCAAACCUCCACCACUCCCUCCCCUCAACAACCCGACACCAGAACAGGCAUUCCUGGCGAAAAAUUACGACGAGAAUGCGAAGAAUCCAAACCGCGACCCUCGGGGUGCCUUCAAGAAUCCUGCAGAGACCGCAAUGGCGGGCAUCGUUGGACCGAUGGGGAGCAGCAGCUUCAACCUGCCCAACGUCGAGCGUGCGCUCACAGAAAUGGAAGGUUCAACCGCCGCGACCGCCAACCCGCUCAACGCCAGCGUAUCCAGCGACGCGGCUCCCAGGAAGGCCCCUACUACCCGUCCAGCACGGCAAGCCCCGACCAACCUCUCGGUACCCACCUCCUCCGCUGCGGCACUGGCACUCAAUCGUGGUGGAGUACCAUCGCCCGCGCCGCUAUCGGCGACACCCAGCUCCGCCGACGACCAGACUCAACACCAGGCGUUGAAGGCGUUCUUCGACAACCUUAUCAACAAGCGCAACCGCACGGACGACAAGGGGGCCGCCAAAAGCCCCGAUGGUGAGGGCGGUGCGGGCGAGAGCAGUUGA